AUGAUUACAAAAUUCAUGACAGAGGUCUCGGCCAAGUUCAACCCGUUCUCGACCUGCGCGAAGCCAGCUCGUUUGUUCCUCACACUUCUACCUCCAAAUGCUCGAGCCAACGGCACAACCAUCACAUCGGCCAUUCUACCUCGAACUUCUCAAGAACCUAGCUCUCUACGAAUCAAGUUUAAGGAUGGCAAAGAGUUCAACUUUGACUGCCAAAAGAUCAACAUCAAGGGACUUGUCGAGGAGGUGGACCGACAUUCACGCCAACUGCAAAAGGCAGCCGAUUUGACCGAUUAA
Molecule: messenger RNA, 294 nt
Organism: Fusarium pseudograminearum CS3096
Lineage: Eukaryota; Fungi; Ascomycota; Sordariomycetes; Hypocreales; Nectriaceae
Exons: 2
Coding region: 1-294 (97 amino acids)
Cellular component (GO): mitochondrial large ribosomal subunit
Molecular function (GO): structural constituent of ribosome
Source: RefSeq, a predicted model, not a curated record